Messenger RNA from Penicillium manginii, 699 nucleotides. RefSeq lists its product as uncharacterized. Gene Ontology annotation, molecular function: single-stranded RNA binding; zinc ion binding; translation regulator activity. Gene Ontology annotation, biological process: positive regulation of cytoplasmic translation. NCBI's taxonomy places the organism in Eukaryota, Fungi, Ascomycota, Eurotiomycetes, Eurotiales, Aspergillaceae. The record is from RefSeq and is a predicted model, not a curated record. The coding region runs from base 1 to 699 and encodes 232 amino acids. Gene Ontology annotation, cellular component: cytoplasm. The transcript has 3 exons.
AUGGCCUUGGUUGGAAGUGGCUCGCCUAUGGCCCACAGUGGGAUCGCUCACGAGAUGUCCAAUCUCUCGCGUGAAAUCCUCACUGGAAGCUAUGGCAGUCGUUUGAGCUUUCUCUCACUUUCCUCGUGUCAUAUCCUCCUGGCUUCAAUGCCUGAGGCUACAACUGCGGUGGCGAGGGCCACGUCAGUAAGUGAUUCCGCGGAACCCAUCAAUCAUCAACCGACCCCCGGUGGUCUCAGUGGUGCACGGCAGAAGCAUCUAACAUUCCUUUCUUCAGACCGUGACUGCCCCCAGCCCCCCAAGGAGCGUGCCUGCUACCGCUGCGGCAUGACCGGCCACCUUUCCCGUGAGUGCCCCCAGGGCGGCCAGGGCGGUGCCCCCGGUGGCUUCGGUGGUGCCCCUGGUGGCCAGGAGUGCUACAAGUGCGGCCAGGUCGGACACAUUGCUCGUAACUGCUCCCAAGGCGGUGGUUACGGUGGCGGCGGCUACGGUGGUGGCUACGGCCAGCGCCCCCAGACCUGCUACUCUUGCGGUGGAUUCGGCCACAUGGCCCGUGACUGCACCCAGGGACAGAAGUGCUACAACUGCGGCGAGGUUGGCCACGUUUCCCGUGACUGCACCACCGAGGCUCGUGGCGAGCGCGUCUGCUACAAGUGCAAGCAGCCCGGCCACGUCCAGGCUGCCUGCCCCAACAACUAA